GAUGGAAGCGGAAAUACAGCAACUCAACGUGCAUAUCAUAGUAGCGAGCUGCAAAGCAAUGGAAAUCUUAAGAUCGAUCUACAAUAUUACUUAUCGCAACAGGUGCACCCGGUUGUGAGCCGUUUGUGCGCUCCGAUUGAGGAAUGCGACGCUGUUUGGAUUGCACAAGCUUUGGGUCUGGAUGGCUCCACUUUUCGAAAAUUUGUUAAUGCUCACAGUGAAGCAGCGGAAGUGGAUGAUCAGCAUGAUCAGCUUACAAUUAUACAGUACGAUUUCGAUCAGUGCGAACCGUUUAAGUUCAUCUGUCCACACGAGGGCUGUGAACAUGAAAUUAUUGUACGUGGAUGUAUAUUGUCUGAUGGAGAUAAUGCUGAUGAUGAUCGGAGGCUAUGGCUUAGUGAAUGUUCAGCAUGCCAUCAGCCGCUGUUUGCUUACGGAGGUUAUCUUCGAAAUCAGCUGCAGCUAGCUCUCGAUAAAGCAAUCUCAGAUUAUUACACGGUAACAGUUUUGAAAAUGAUGUGCAAAGUGGGGUUAUUAAAUUCACAAGGGUUGUCUGUCUCCAGACUCGAGUUCUUGGCUCGUACGUAUCUUCGGGAAAGCCAGUUCGUUUGUUUUCGUCUCGUUUUGCCAGUAAAUUAA
Molecule: messenger RNA, 639 nt
Organism: Gongylonema pulchrum
Lineage: Eukaryota; Metazoa; Nematoda; Chromadorea; Rhabditida; Gongylonematidae
Source: the annotation of a GenBank genome assembly